CGUAUGGCCCAAGUGCUCGGCAAAAGGCUCAUUCAACCACUACAGAAAUUGUUCAUGAGAAGCACUUUAUAAAAUUCGGAGCGCCACUUUGAGUGCUAUUUUGUUUGAGACGCGUCAACAGACAGGCGGCGGAAGGAAGUUGAGGGCUGAGUCUGUUCCGGUCCGGUCGCGCCUCCUGUUGCCCCCGGAGGGACGACGGGCCGAGCCGUCGGAGCGAGAGAGGUGCCAGUGUCGGGACGACCGAUGGGGACGGGGUACCUGUCAUCCAAAGACCAUGGACUAUACUUCGAAGUGGAUGCUGUUGUCUUGUGUUCUCCUCAGGGAGCUUGAAUUGGGUGUAGGGUCUUUCUCUCGAUCCUAUGGGAUAUUAAAUAAAGACAUCCUACUGCCCUGCACCUUCCCUGUUACAACCAGCCUCGAUCUGAAUAAUCUGGUCAUCACAUGGCAGCGGACAGACACUCUCACUGUGGUAUGCACUUUCUACUCUGGAUCGGACCAGCCAAAGCAUCAAGACGCCGCAUACAGGGGCCGCAGUCAGCUGUUUCAGUCGGAAUUCCCCAAAGGGAAUGCGAGUCUAAAACUGAAAAGUGUGUCGUUAUCUGACGUGGGUAAUUACACCUGCUUUGUAUUUGGAGACGAAGAGGCCGCACACAUUGAGAACAUAGUGGAACUGAGAUUAUUGGAUGUACUACAAUUUAAUGGAACUGAUGUCACUGAUGCAGCUUCAGAAAGACAACGUUAUGGACUUAAGUCUGUGGUGCUGCUUGGUUCAAUUGCAGCUGGAAUUUUAAUUUGGCAAAUGAAAAGAAAGAAGCAACCAGAUCUUGAAGAGAAAACUUGUUUACUGGAAGACCGUGCAAAAGCUGCAAUUCAGAAUUACAAAGACUACAUCUUGAAAGACCAAGCACGUUCAUGUUGUACAGUACUGCGAAGGAGACUCAAAAACAACUCACUUUCCAGAUCCAUUAAUGUCACCUCCUCAGAGGAAUGGGACCCAGACAGUGACCUUAUCAGGAAAGGUUAUUCAAAUAUUGUAAAAGAUUCACAACUGCUGUCAUUCCUUCAGAAAAAGUCCUUGAAGCGAGUCCUGUUGGUAGGUGAUGCAGGAGUAGGGAAAAGUUGGGCUGUGGAUAGCCUGGAGCAAGAAUGGGCAUCUCAACUGAGCCACAGGUUGAAUUGUGUCAUUGUUCUCAGGUUCUCUGACUUAAAUGAGGUUAAAGGAAAGACCACUCUCCGGGAACUCCUUAAGAAGCAGUGCAAGCCUUUGUCAUCAGUCCUAACAGAGCUCCUCCAAAACCCUCAAGAUGUGUUGAUCAUUUUGGAUGGGCUUGAUGAAUUUAGCCAUCAGUUGAAAUGGGAUACAUCGGGUUGUGAUUUGAACCUGGAUAGUGUGGCUGAAGUAAAUGUUCUUGUUUCCAAACUAAUAUCCGGGAAUCUCCUUCGAGGAGCACAGGUGUUGGUUACCUCCCGGUGGAAUACCAAGCAGAUAGAAUUUAACAAGAAGUAUUUUGAUCGCCUUUUUAUUAUCUCUGGCUUUACCAACAAUGAGUUGAAAGGAUAUUGUUCUAUGUUUUAUGGAGAAGAGGAAAAAGCAGCAGAAAUCUAUCAGCAAAUUACGAAGAAUGAUACCAUCAAAUGCUUGGCUUCUAAUCCCCUCAACAGCUACCUUCUGUGCACUAUUUUUGACAGACAUGAUUGCUGUUCUUCAGUGAACACAAGUACACCAAUGACAAAUAGCAAAGUUUUUUCAUUGUUGCUUUACAGUCUGUUUAACUGCAGCACAUGUAAAACCAUUGUUGUUAAUAAGACUGAACUGGAGCAUGAAUUGCUUAAAGUCACCAUCCUCAAAGUGGGGGAACUAUCCUUCAACACUCUACUGUCAGGGAGACUUGAAAUGAAUGCAGUUGAUCUGAAUGCCUACAAAAUAGACCAAUGCCUACUUUCAAAGUACUUGUCAAAUCAUGUCCUGGAAAAGAAAUGUAAUGAUCAAAGUCCUUUUAAGUUCUACCAUGUUGUGCUGAAGGAACAAUUUGCAGCUUUGUAUUGUGCAGCUUCACUGAAUGACGAUGUUGAAGAGUUGGUCAAAUGUCUGGAUCUUUGGUGCUUUGGGAAAAAGCCACAAAAUCAAAUGAGUCAAUUUUAUCUGCAAUCAUUUCGGCCUGACCAAACAGAGAAACUGUAUAAUUUUACCAGGCUUUUCAUGGGCUCCUUAACAGCAGGAAGAGAUGGGAAGUUAUGGAACUAUACAACUCCUCUCGCUCCUUCUACAGCCAGAGCUCUCAUAACUUGGUUCAAAAACAGCCUUGAGCGAGACAUUAAGAAGGCAGAAUUGCUGAAUUUGAUGCAUUGUCUUUUUGAACUGCAUGAUCCAACUGUAACAGCUGAAGUAUCUCCAUGCAUCAAAAGUGUAGAGUUUCUCAAUGUUUCUCUGAGCCCACUCGACCUGUCUGCUUUGCGCUACUGCCUCAGUCACUCCACAGUGGAAAAGUUAGAUCUGAGGCUCUGUGGUAUUGGUGAUGAAGGAAUAAAGCAGCUCAAAGAUGUACUAUUGAAGUGCAAAACUCUUCUGGUAAGCUCCAACAAGCUGACCGAGGAGUCUGCGGAGAUUUUGAGUUGUGUCCUUCAAGACCCAAAAUGCAGGAUUGAGACAUUAUCGAGUGGCACAAACUCUUUUGGCUCCAUGGGAGCACAGUUUUUGUGGAAAGCUCUGGCAAGAAACAAGAGUCUCAAAAUCCUUCGUUUGUAUGACAAUGGGAUCACAGAUGAAGGCACAGAGGACAUGAUCCAGUACCUGACGUUCAACACAAUUCUCCAGAAACUAUUUUUAUGUGCAAAUGAACUUGGCGAUGUUGGACAGAGAAACAUUCAACAAGUUGAAAAAUCGUGUAAUAGGCUGAAGAUAAUCACUAAGAUCAAAGACGAUGAAGAACUCUUACUCCGAGUUGAAACACAGCUCGAAGAGCUGCUCUCUUGCAGUCAGGAAUAUGACGAGGAGUGGCUUCAGAGACUAAUGAAAUCCAUUCUAAAAGAUCUGGGAGAUGAGAGCUGCAUACCCGACCAAAAAACAUGUGUUAGGGUAGGAAAGAUAAAAGCAACUAUUAACAAGAUUCUUCAGAAGAACAAAAGAGUAAUUAUUGAUGUUCCAAGCCAGGGUGUAGAGUACCCCUGAAUCACUUUUUUGAAGCAUCUUCCACAAUCCUCACUAAAAAUGCUGGAGGAAUUUAGCAGGUCAGGCAGCAUCUUUUUCUUUUUUUUAGAACCAUGGCACACCUACAGCACAGAAAACAGGCUAUUCAAUCCUACCAGUCUGUGCCGAAACUUUAUUCCGCUCGUCCCAUUUACCUGCACCCAGUCCAUAACCCUCCAGACCUCUCCCAUCCAUGUAUCUAUCCAAUUUAUUCUUAAAACUUAAGAGUGAGCCUACAUUUACCAUGUCAGAUGGCAGCUCGUUCCACACUCCCACCACUCUGAGUGAAGAAGUUCCCCUGAACCUUUCCCCUUUCACCCUAAAGCCAUGUCCUCUCAUACUUAUCUCUCCGAAUCUAGGUGGAAAGAGCCUACUCACAUUAACUCUGUCUAUACCCCUCAUAAUUUUGUAAACCUCUAUCAAAUCUCCCCUCAUUCUUCUACGCUCCAAGGAAUAAAGUCCUAACCUGUUCGAUCUUUCCCUGUAACUCAACUCCUGAAGACCGGGCAACAUUCUAGUAAAUCUCCUCUGCACUCUUUCAAUCUUACUGACAUCCUUCCUAUAGUUAGGUGACAUAACUAUCCUUCCUAUAGUUAUAUGGAGGGAAAGAAACAGUCAAAGUUACGGGCAUGCAGAUGUAAACAGCAGACAUUGGGAAUCUGAAAUAAAAACAGAAAGUGCUGGAAAUGCUCAACAGGUCAGACACCAUCUGUGGAAACAGAAAUGGGUAAUGUUUCAGAUAUGGGACGGAAUCUGAGGAUUGAACAACUUUGUAAUUUUCUUCAUGAACAUUUAUUGUCUUUACUUACAAAGACUUUGUUUAUAUUUUGAUUUCUGAUCUUCUUUGAUACAUUAUCUUGUGUAUAUAUAUUCUUUUGAGCUUUUUAUUAAUAAAUUAACAAGAUGUUACAAACCAGCAACAAAAGAAACACAGAGUCAUAAUUCAGUGUUAAAAACUAUUUUAUUAAUCACUACUUAUAAUAAUAUGAAAAAUAAAAGUAAAAAUGUUAGUAUGUUAGAAAUUCAAAAAUGUUAAACCUUGAACCUUAACCCCAAAACUAAACUCUUCGUGUGUUGUGUGGCAAAGUCCCAAACUCCAAGUCCAGGAAUGGUUCUUAAAGUUCAGUUCCGCAAGCCAUAAGGUGAAACAUGAGCAAAGGCUUCUUCAACAACCACCGUUGACUGAAGAUAAGACGUAGAUGUAGAGAGCAUAGAGAGAGUAAUUACAAAAUCCAAAUGUUCCACGAUGGAACCCAAACGACACUUCAGUGUUUACUCGGUAGUGACUUCCUCACCCUGAAAAGCAUCCGAAUCGUGGUCGUCCACAGAAAUACCUGUUUCCUUCUACAGGUCAGCAACAAGGUGAACUCCACUGGAUUACUUCCAAUUUCCAUACGUGGAUUGCAGUAACAGACACAGUUAUUGUUUCUCAUCCAUCGAUAGAGAAACUAGCAGGCUGGUGUCUCUCUCCCUUUUCUCUAUCUUAUAUUGAUGUAAGCACGCCACACACACACACACACACACACACACACACACACACACACACACACACACACACACACACACACACACACACACACACACACACACUCUCUCUAUCUAAAAGGGACAUUCACUGAGUCCGUAACAAAGGAUACUUGUUAUUCUAUGAUUUUGAAACUGGUUUUUUUCAAGUUACUGUUUUGACUGUGAGUAAGUGAAGGGUUAAGAAUUGCAACCAUACCUAUUACUAGUAAACAAUAUAUAUACGUAUGUAUUUAUAUUUCUCUAGCAAGGACUAGCAAGCUGCUGACCCACUAGUUAGGUUGGAAUGUUAAGUAUGUUAACUGCCUUUGUUUCGGGUAAUGGACCAUUCCGAUAUGUCAGACGGUGGUGAUACUGGGUGUAAUUAACAUCGAGGUGAAGGCUUGGUCUGAACAAUGAAGGGUGAUACCUGCCUUUGAAUGCCUUGAUUAUAACUCAAUUAUACUAAGACAAGAGGUGUGAUAGCUGUCUCGGGAUCUCUAUAGCUUGACCGAAACUCACGGCGCCGUUUGCAUGGGAUGUGCGUGACAAUUCCUGUAUAAAUGUCUGUCUGCCCUUUGUGCGGGGAGAACUUGGGAAGCGACUCUUAGUGAGUGCUGAAGAGAAUUCUCCUAGCGGUGCACUGCUAAUAAAGGUAUUUGUUCAAAUCGACCUUGUGGCACUGUGUUACAGCGGACAGAAGGGGAAAAUUAAUUUCGGGACGACAACUGGGUUGGGAAUACCUAACCUUGAAACAUAGGGAGCGUGAUUACUUGGGUAAACACUGUCUGUAGUUAUAGCUGUUGGCUUUCUGUUGGUCGACUUUCUGUCUUUGGCUGGUGGGAGGGGAGUUGGGUUCUCUCUUUGGAAGCUGUUUUGGGCUUCUAGCCAAGUCUGUUGCUUAGUUACCUUAUCUGAAAAUUCACUGUUUGGUUUGAAUCUACAUUUCAGUGUGGCUUGUUUAUUAUCCUUUUUAUUAUUCGCAUUUAGUAUUAAAAUGGAUUGAGUUAUUAAUUUAGUUUUAACGUGAAUGGGUAAAAUCACCCUGUGAAACGAAAUAAAAUUUUUGCCUGUAUUAGAAA
This is a messenger RNA of Pristis pectinata (smalltooth sawfish), 5772 nucleotides long. Its product is annotated as NACHT, LRR and PYD domains-containing protein 5-like. Gene Ontology annotation, molecular function: protein binding. The coding region runs from base 275 to 3169 and encodes 964 amino acids. Lineage: Eukaryota; Metazoa; Chordata; Chondrichthyes; Rhinopristiformes; Pristidae. The transcript has 9 exons. The record is from RefSeq and is a predicted model, not a curated record.